Molecule: messenger RNA, 8909 nt
Organism: Striga asiatica
Lineage: Eukaryota; Viridiplantae; Streptophyta; Magnoliopsida; Lamiales; Orobanchaceae
Source: the annotation of a GenBank genome assembly
CGAUCUCCAAUUUGCAGCUGUUCUCUCGCACCUCUCCCCUCCGGACCAUUUGGUUCAUUGACACCAUACAUGCACAUCAACAAUUUCCCUCAAAGUUCCCAAUCAUGGAGGACAAGGACACCGAACUCCUCUCUAGGGUCACCGCAAACCACUUAUUCCUUGGACAAUUCGAGCCGUUUCGGGCCACGCUCCGCAGCCUCCGUGCCCGGAACCCGGACAUCGCCCGGACCAUUCUACAAACGGUUAUUUCACAGGGCGGGUGUAUGGGUGUACCGGACCCGGUUCUAUGGUCCGAAUCAUGCCCUUCCCCUGCAAUCCUCACCUUCCUCUGCACACUCGAGCUGCUCCAGUUCCCAGACGCCACACUGAAUCUUUGGUCAUUCGGCCCGGAUAUGUUGAAAUUGAGGGCUGAAUUUUUGUUGUAUGUACAUAUUGUUAGUUCUAGAGUUUCGAAAACAGCUGUUGAUGGUGGAUACUUGGAGGGAACUGAGAAACUUGAUGAGGGCGGUGUGAAGAAUGAGGAGCUGAGAGUUCUGGAUAGACUUUCAGGGGUUGGAUUGAACAGAUUGAGGCCGGAUUUGAUUGAUUCAGGAGAUAAGGAGGAUGAGGUUCUUCCCGACUUGCUUGAAGAGGAGCUAAUGUCGUUGAAGGGGGUUAUUUUGGAGAAUUCCGAUAUUUUUGAUGUGAUGUGUGUGAAUAUUGGAGAGCAAGUUGGGUGCACGGGGAAUGAUGAUUCAGGUGGACUGGCGAUUGCUUUGAGAAAUGAGGUGAGGCGGCAGGAGGAUAGGAAGGAGGAUGAGGUACUCAAGUUGGUUCAGAAGUGUGUUCAGGUAGCACAUAUGGAUGCCAUGAGGCUGUGUUUGAAAAAUGGUGAUGAGGAUCGCGCGAUUUCACAUGUUAGGUUUCUUCGUUUAGACUGUGGAGUUGAAGAGGCAGAGUAUCGCACGGUAUUGCAAGAUCUCCUAAAAAAUGUGUUGUCUGGAAUGUAUGAUUAUGGAGUCACAACACAUGCCAUACGAAAUAAAGUUUUGUUGAUAUAUACUGAAGCUCUUUCAUCUCGUUGCGCUCGCCUUGCUCAAAUACUUCAGCUCAUCCAAGAUUACUUGCUCCUCCAAGAUAUUGAGGCCUACAGUGCUUCUGAAAGCAACAGGACUCCUCUUCCCCUUGAACAUCUUCAAAAGUUCUUCGCGCGAUUGACACCUGAGACCUUAUCGGCUGGCACACCUGAGUCGUAUAAAAUGGCAACAUCUGUUUGCAUGAGAGAAAUGUAUCAUUAUGUUCGUGUUCGAGGCUUGCAUGCACUGGAGUGCGUUGUGGAUGCUGCUUUAUCUCUCAUCCAGAACGAGCAGAUUCAAGAAGCCUGUCAGUGGCCUGUUUCUAUGGAUCCAUCUGAUGAAAAGGAAGCUUUAUCCCUACAAUUUCUAUUGACAUGCUUUGAAACUUCUUUUAGGAAAAUGUCUCAUUGCAUACGAUUGAAAUCAUUGGUGCUAAUGCUGUUCCCCCGUCUUCAACCCCUGGUAGCUGCCAUGGGUUGGGAUCUUUUAGCUGGGAAAACAACAAUGAGAAGGAAACUGAUGCAGUCUUUGUGGACAAGUAAAUCACAAGCUCUUCGACUGGAAGAGUCUUCUCCGUAUGAUAAUAAGCUAGAUGAGGCACCUUGUGUUGAACAUCUUUGUGAUACAUUAUGCUACCAUCUUGAUAUUGCAUCUUUUGUUGCCUGUAACAAUUCCGGUCAAUCAUGGAGUCGGAAAUCCUCCAUUUUAUUAUCUGGAAAAGACUUAGCAGCACAUGGGGAUCAAGAUGCUCACUUUGAUCCAUUUGUGGAAAAUUUUGUAAUUUUUGAUUUGGUUCCUGAGAUAAAGUUCCAAGAUGCAGUCGAACUGCUUAGCAUGCAGCCCAUCGCUUCAAAUUCAGCAGCUUGGAAGAGGGUGCAAGAUUUUGAACUUAUACACAUGAGAUAUGCUCUUGAAUCUGCUGUUCUGGCCCUUGGAGCUAUGGGAAAGAAUACUAUUGAUGGAACAGGAGACCAUCAGAAAGCGUUAUAUCACUUGAAAGCACUAAAGAAUCAUCUGGAUGCAAUUGCCAAUACUUCUCGCAAGGUAUAUAUGGUGAAUAUUAUUAUCUCACUCCUAUACAUAGACGAUUUACAAAUUGAUUUGGCGAUUUAUGAUCAAGUGAGAGGAAAUUCCUUAUCAUCUAAUGUCCAUUGUGGGGAACAAGAUGAUGUCACAACCCAUAAAGGGGGAAAUAAGAUGGUUGUCUUCUUUACUGGACAAGUAUUAGAUAUUUUACGGCAACAGCUACCAUCAUCAAUAUCCGAUCUGGAUAAUUCCUUGGGUGCUCUUAUAUCUGCCGAAAGUAAACAAGCAUUAGAAUGGAGAAUCUUGAAGGCAAAACAUUUUAUUGAAGACUGGGAAUGGCGGCUGUCGAUUUUGCAAGGCCUCCUGCCAUUGUCUGAACGUCAAUGGAGGUGGAAGGAGGCUCUAACUGUGUUCCGUGCUGCACCAUCUAAGCUUCUGAAUCUAUGCAUGCAAAGAGCGAAAUAUGACAUUGGAGAGGAAGCCAUUUCUCGUUUUUCUUUACCUCCCGAAGACAAAGCGAUACUGGAAUUGAGUGAAUGGGUGGAUGGUGCCUUCCAAAAAGCUUCUGUGGAGGAUCUGGUGUCUUGUGCUGCUGAUGAAACUUCUGUUCAAGAAUUGGAUUUCUUCUCAUUGCGCUCUCAGUUGGGCCAUUUGGCUUCUAUUCUUCUCUGCAUGGAUGUUGCUGCUGCAUGUUCGAAGCUGCCUAACGUGUCUCUAAAACUACUGAAUCAAGCUCAAGUUAUGCUUUCGGAGAUCUAUCCUGGUAGUGCUCCAAAAUCUGGAUCAACUUAUUGGGACCAAAUCCACGAGGUGGCUAUAAUAGCUGUGGUUAAGCGCGUCCUCAAGCGUCAGUGUGAAUUAUUGGAACAGGACAAGCCUUCAGCUCUCCAGGCUCUUUUAUCAGGUGAAAUGAUCCUUUCAUCACCAAAAGAUUCUUAUCGACAAGGUAACAGAGAUCGUGCUCUUGUCAUGCUUCAUCAAAUGAUUGAAGAUGCUCAUAAGGGCAAACGGCAGUUCCUUAGUGGUAAGCUUCACAAUUUAGCAAGAGCUAUUGCUGAUGAAGAAACGGAAAGGGAUCAUACGAGUGAGGCUAGUGGGGAGGGUUCACUUUCUGAUGUGAAGGGAUUACCUAUCCUUGACAGGAAUGUGGUUCUUGGGCUUGGUUUAAGAACGUUAAAGCAAUCACUUGUAACUUCAGAAGCAGGUGAAAGUAACAUAAACUCUGCAAGUUAUGAUGCCAAAGAUUCAGAAAAAAGGCUUUUUGGCCUUUUUGGUUCCAAGAUCACGACAUUCCUGUCACAAUUCAUUCUCCACAUUGCUGCAAUUGGCGACAUUGUUGACGGGACGGAUACCACUCAUGAUUUCAAUUAUUUUUCCCUAGUUUAUGAGUGGCCCAAAGACCUUUUAACUCGUUUAGUGUUUGAGCGUGGGAGCACUGAUGCAGCUGGAAAGGUUGCAGAAAUAAUGAAUUCAGACUUUGUUCACGAAGUAAUAACUGCAUGUGUACCUCCUGUUUACCCUCCGAGAUCUGGUCAUGGUUGGGCUUGCAUUCCUGUGAUUCCUACUCUACCUAAGAAUUAUACUGAAAGCAAGGUUCUCUCACCUUCUUCCAGAGAAGCUAAACCCAAGUUUUACACUCGUUCAUCUGCCACUCCUGGUGUCCCUUUAUACCCUCUUAAGUUGGACGUAGUGAAACAUCUUGUCAAGUUAUCUGCUGUCAGGGCUGUCCUGGCAUGUGUGUUUGGGAGUACUAUGUUGUACCAUGGCAGUGAUCCUGCUAUCUCUGGUUCAUUGAAUGAUGGCUUGCUGCCGACGCCUGAUGUUGAUAGGGUUUUCUACGAAUUUGCUCUUGAUCAAUCAGAGAGGUUUCCAACCUUGAAUCGCUGGAUACAAUUGCAAACUAACCUUCAUCGAGUUUCUGAGUUUGCUGUCAUGAUUGAACAUAGCAUGGAUGAUGUUAAAGACAAUUUAGAACCCAAAACUGCUAUGAAACGGUUUCGUGAAAGUGAUAGUGAUACUGAAUCAGAAAGUGAUGAUAUGGCUGGCAAUAACAUUCCAUCUUCUCUGCCAGAGGUUAAGGAUAAAAGCAAUUUGGCUUCUGAUGCCUGGCUGGAAUCUCCAAAGUCUGAAACUGCUGGACAUGAUAAUAGAGUUUUCCUGUCUUUUGAUUGGGAGAAUGAAGGACCCUGCGAAAAAGCUGUAGAGAGUGGGGUUGUGAGAAAUUCUAGGCAUCCUGGUGUUGCAUUUAAAAUUGAGAGGGGUUUUAAUCUGUUGGUAGAGCUUAGGAUAUUGAUUGAUGAAGGAAAAUUGGUGGAUGCUCUUGCUCUUUCUGAUCGCUUCUUGCGCAAUGGGGCCUCAGAUGGGUUACUUCAGAUGCUCAUUGAAAGUGGUGAGGACGAUACAUUUGCAGAACAGCCUCUAAGUAGUUCAAGCCUUCGUAUCUUGAGCAAUAAUAUUUGCAUAGAUGGGAGCUGGAAGCAGCUUUGGAUGUUCUCACUAUGUGUAGCUGUCAUUUGCCUGAUGGCGAUCCACUUAAAAUUGAGGUUGUUCAAAGGAGACAAGCCCUGUGUAGAUACAAACACAUUUUAUGUGCAGAUGAUCGCUACAGUUGCUGGCAAGAGGUAUAAUAUGCACCAAAUGAGUGAAGAAAAACUGAAAAAGGAUAGUUUGAAAUCUAAUUCUGCUUCUAUGCCAUGCAUUUCUAUAUUUAAUCAGGUUGAGACAGAUUGUCAAGAAGAUCCCGAGGGUCUGGCACUUAGAUUGGCCGAAAAAGGAGCAGUUUCUGCUGCUUUAGAAGUGGCAGAAAGUGUGAAACUUUCCAUUGAACUUCGUAGAGAACUUCAAGGCCGUCAACUUGUCAAGCUUCUCAAUGCAGACCCUGUAAAUGGAGGGGGCCCUGCUGAAGCGUCUCGAUUUCUCUCUUCUCUCCGUAAUUCUGACGAUGCUUUGCCUGUUGCUAUUAGUGCAAUGCAGCUAUUGCCCAACCUUCGAUCCAAGCAGCUUCUUGUGCACUUCUUCCUGAAGAGAAAGCAUGGAAAUCUGUCUGAGGUUGAGGUAUCCAGGCUAAAUUCAUGGGCUUUAGGUCUUCGUGUAUUAGCCGCCUUGCCAUUGCCAUGGCAGCAAAGAUGUUCGUCCCUUCAUGAGCACCCUCAUUUGAUUGUAGAAGUUUUGCUGAUGAGGAAGCAACUGCAGUCUGCAUCUCUGAUUCUUAAAGAGUUUCCUUCAUUGAAAGACAACAGCAUGAUUUUGUCAUAUGCUGCGAAAGCUAUUGCUAUCAGCAUGAGUCAUCCUGUCAGGGAUUCUAGAAUUUCAGUUUCUGCACCACGACCAAAGCAGAGAACAAAAACUACCACACCAACACGGUCAUCGUUUAGUAGCAGCCUGAGUCAUUUGCAAAAAGAGGCUCGUAGAGCAUUUUCCUGGACCCCUCGUAACUCCGGAGAUAAGGGUGCACCGAAAGACGGUCAUAGGAAGAGAAAGAGUUCUGGAAUAUUGCAGUCUGAUAAAGUUGCUUCGGAGGCCAUGACUGGAAUUCAGGAAGACCAUGUUUCAGUGUUUACUACAGACGGACAAGAACGACUUCCUUCUGUUUCAAUUGCAGCAGAAUGGAUGCUGACAGGUGAUCUCAAGAAGGAUGAACCUGUUCGUUUUUCUCAUCGAUAUGAAAGUGCCCCUGACAUUACUUUGUUCAAGGGAGUAUUCUUCCACGAUUUUCUUCCACCUCUCACUGAUGAAAGUGCAUCCGGCAAAGGUGCUUUGGACUUGUGCAUUAAUCAGAUGAAAAAUGUUUUGAGCUCCCAGCAGCUACCUGAAAAUGCAUCUAUGGAGAUCAUUGGCCGAGCAUAUCAUGCAACAGAAACAUUUGUGCAGGGUCUGCUUUUUGCUAAAUCCCAGCUCCGGAAACUUUCUGGGGUCAGUGAUUUGUCCAGUAAUUCAGAAAAAGGCCGGGAAGCUGAUGAUGCAUCUUCUGAUGCUGGUAGCUCUAGCAUGGGUAGUCAAUCAACCGAUGAAUUGUCUGAAGCACUGUCACAGGUUGAUAUGUGGCUUGGACGUGCUGAACUGCUGCAAAGUCUUCUGGGAUCAGGCAUAGCAGCCUCCCUCGAUGAUAUUGCUGAUAAAGAAUCAUCUGAACACCUUAGGGAUCGAUUGAUCCAGGAGGAACGAUAUAGUAUGGCUGUAUACACUUGCAAGAAGUGUAAGAUUGAGGUUUUCCCUGUUUGGAAUUCAUGGGGGCAUGCCUUGAUAAGGAUGGAACAUUAUGCACAAGCUCGCGUGAAGUUCAAGCAAGCUCUUCAAUUACACAAGGGUGAUUCUGCUCCCGUGAUUCUAGAGAUCAUCAAUACUAUUGAAGGUGGUCCGCCAGUUGAUGUUGCAUCUGUUCGUUCUAUGUAUGAACAUUUAGCCAAAAGUGCACCAGCGGUCUUAGAUGAUCCUCUUUCUGCUGAUUCCUAUCUCAAUGUUCUUUACAUGCCUUCUACCUUUCCACGGUCAGAGAGAUCUAGGAGGUUUCAAGAAGCAGCAAAGGACAAUUCUUCUCACAGCCUUGAAGAUGGACCACGCAGCAACCUUGACAAUUAUGCUCGUCAGCAUUUGCUGAGCUUUAUGUUUAAGCAUGGCCGAUAUAAGGAGGCUUGCUUCUUAUUCUUUCCUGCCAAUUCUGUUCCUCAACCACCUCAGCCUUCUUUGGGAGCCGUUACAUCGUCUUCUUCUCCUCAAAGGCCUGAUCCUUUGGCAACUGAUUAUGGGACGGUUGAUGAUUUAUGUGAUCUGUGUGUGGGUUAUGGAGCGAUGUCUGUCCUGGAAGAAGUUAUAUCAUCGAGGAUUGCAGUGACACAGGAUCAGUUAGUGCUCAAGAAUGAUCAUGUCGCCGCUGGCCUUUGCUGUAUUCAGCUGUUUAUGAACUCUGCUUCUCAAGAGGAAGCUAUAAAGCACUUGGAACACGCUAAGAUGCACUUUGAUGAAGGGUUGUCAGCACGAUAUAAGUUAGGAGAGUCUACAAAACUUGUCACCAAAGGAAUUCGGGGAAAAACUGCCUCUGAGAAGCUUACUGAGGAAGGAUUGGUUAAAUUUUCUGCUCGUGUUGCCAUUCAGAUGGAUGUCGUGAGAAGCUUCAGUGAUGCAGAGGGACCUCACUGGAAGCACUCUAUUUUUGGAAAUCCAAAUGACCCCGAGACAUUCAGGAGAAGAUGUGAAAUAGCUGAAACUCUAGUGGAGAAGAAUUUUGACUUGGCUUUCCAAAUAAUAUAUGAAUUCAAUCUUCCAGCUGUCGACAUAUAUGCUGGUGUUGCUGCAUCGCUUGCUGAGAGGAAAAAAGGCGGCCAAUUAACGGAUUUUUUUAGAAACAUCAAGGGCACCAUAGAUGAUGAUGAUUGGGAUCAGGUCUUGGGUGCAGCAAUCAAUGUCUAUGCCAACAAGCACAAGGAACGUCCUGAUCGCCUCAUUGACAUGUUGACAAGCAGUCACAGGAAAGUGCUGGCCUGUGUUGUCUGUGGUCGCCUAAAAAGUGCUUUCCAAAUAGCAUCAAGGAGCGGAAGUGUAGCUGAUGUUCAGUAUGUUGCACAUCAGGUGACAGUAUUUGCGGUUCACACAGCGGGUUGCUUCUACUUCUGGCUGGCCACACAUUACCGGGUCUCAGACGACACAUGGAUAGGUGCAAGCAUGCCCGAUUUCAAGACAAGGAGCGUAUGGUUAGGUUACACUUACUCCAUGUACUGGUCAAUCGUCACCCUCACAACAACUGGUUAUGGGGAUUUGCAUGCCGAGAACACGGGUGAGAAGCUCUUCUCCAUCUUCUACAUGCUCUUCAACAUCGGCCUCACAGCAUACUUGAUUGGGAACAUGACCAAUCUCAUAGUCCACACUUCUAUUCGCACAUUCGCCAUGAGGGAUGCCAUCCACGAGAUCCUACGUUAUGCGAGCAAGAACAUGCUUCCAGAUGGCCUAAAGGACCAAAUGCUAGCACACAUAACGCUUAAAUUCAAGACUGCCGAACUUCAGCAAGAAGAAGUGCUUCAGGACUUGCCUAAGGCUAUAAGAUCCAGCAUUGCUCAGCAUCUCUUUCGCUCUAUUGUGGAAAAUAGCUACCUUUUCAAAGGAGUCUCUGAAGACUUGAUUGUUCAGUUGGUACCUGAGAUGAGAGCGGAAUAUUAUCCACCCAAAGUGGAUAUAGUGAUACAAAAUGAGAUCCCAACAGAUUUCUACAUUAUAGUGUCUGGAGCAGUGGAUGUGCUGACAUACAAAAACGGAAUGGAGCAGUUCGUGACAAAAUUAGAGUCUCCAGCUAUGUUUGGGGAAAUUGGGGUGAUCUUAAAUAUUCCCCAGCCUUUCACGGUGAGAACAAAGCGGCUUUCUCAGGUCAUUCGGAUAAGUCACAAUCAUUUUAAGCAAUUAGUGGAGCCACUUCAUGAAGAUGGGAAGAUAAUCGUCUCAAACUUUCUUCAGCAUUUGAAAGGCUUAAAGGAUGACGAGGUAAAGGAGAUGCCAUUUGUCACAGAUUUGCUACAUGAAACAAAUGUUGAGGCUAUGGCAUCAACAGAGGACCUUCAAAAUCGUGAGGGAUCACGCCAAGAAGCAAACAGAAGCGCAAGAGUUCAUACACCAGCCAGGCUACCUAUAAGGGUGGUACUCCACGGGUAUCGUCCAGAUAUGAAACCAAACAAAGAAGACGGGGGACGACUUGCCCAUCUUCCAGACUCGAUAGACGAUUUACUGACAUUAGCAGGCAAGGAACUUCAGAAUGAAAGCAUAAGCCAAUGUAUCACACAGACAACCGUCUCUGAAGAACAGCUUCCUUGGAUUUCUCUAUCUCUUCCGUUAUGCCAGGAGAAG